Soboliphyme baturini is the source of this 717-nucleotide messenger RNA. The record is from the annotation of a GenBank genome assembly. NCBI's taxonomy places the organism in Eukaryota, Metazoa, Nematoda, Enoplea, Dioctophymatida, Soboliphymatidae.
AUUUUAAGUACAUAUUGCAUAGUUAACUGUUCGUUUUACUUCAAAAUCGGUGCAUGUCGACAUGGCGAUAAGUGUUCACGAAUUCACAAUCGUCCGACAUUCAGUCAGACAAUUCUGCUGCAGAACCUGUAUCAGAACCCGAAAAUGGACAUUCACCGAUCCGAAGCAGCUUUGCUAUCCGAUGUCGGCGUUACGGACGCCCAGGAGCAGCAGCAUUUCGACGAGUUUUUCGAGGAAAUCUUUACCGAGAUUGAGGACAAGUACGGAGAGAUCGAAGAAAUGAAUGUUUGUGAUAAUAUCGGCGAGCACAUGAUCGGAAACGUUUACAUAAAGUUCAAACGCGAGGAAGACGCAGAAAAGGCGGUGAAGGACCUGAAUACGCGCUGGUUCGGCGGCAUGCCGAUUUAUGCAGAACUCUCCCCGGUGACGGAUUUUCGCGAGGCAUGCUGUCGCCAGUACGAAAUGGGGGAGUGCAUGAGAGGCGGAUUCUGCAACUUCAUGCAUCUGAAACCAAUCAGUUACGAACUGAAGCGUGAGUUAUUUAACCGUGACCAUCCGUGGCGCCACCGACGACAUAGAAAGCGAAAGAAAAAGAAAAAACCGAAGGAUUACUGCUCACCUAUUUUGGCUGGUGAAAAAAAUUUUAGACCGGAUCGAUUCGAGCGACGGAAGUCACGUAGUCGCAGCAGGGAUCGCGAUCGUCGUGGAAGGUAUUAG